Molecule: messenger RNA, 1903 nt
Organism: Macadamia integrifolia
Lineage: Eukaryota; Viridiplantae; Streptophyta; Magnoliopsida; Proteales; Proteaceae
Product: ammonium transporter 3 member 1-like
Exons: 3
Coding region: 165-1538 (457 amino acids)
Biological process (GO): ammonium transmembrane transport
Cellular component (GO): plasma membrane
Molecular function (GO): ammonium channel activity
Source: RefSeq, a predicted model, not a curated record
UGUCAAAUAUAUUUAAGUUAGCUCAGACCCAUCCCUACCAUUGACUAGAGACCAGAUUCCUAGACCCCAGUAUGUGAAAUGAAACAGUCGUAGAAAGUGAUUCAGAGAAUCAAAGAACCCAAGAACAAGAAAGAGAAAUCUCUGUGUCUUUCUCAAGCUCAAUCAUGGCGAACGCUGUUCCUAUAGCCUACCAGGGCAGCAACACAUCCUUGGCGGUGCCGGAUUGGCUCAAUAAAGGUGAUAACGCAUGGCAGAUGACGGCAGCCACCCUUGUUGGCCUUCAAGGUAUGCCUGGUUUAGUUAUCCUCUACGGUUCUAUCGUUAAAAGGAAAUGGGCUAUUAACUCUGCUUUCAUGGCUCUCUAUGCCUUCGCUUCGGUUCUCCUCUGUUGGGUCACUUGGGCUCAUAGAAUGUCCUUUGGAGAUAAACUUCUACCCUUUUGGGGUAAAGCUGGUGUUGCUCUUGGUCAGAAUUUUCUCAUCAGGCAAGCCAGAUUGCCGGCAACAACCCAUUAUUAUAGCGACGGCAGGGUUGAGACGGCGGUGGUGGCGCCGCUUUAUCCGAUGGUGACGAUGGUUUACUUUCAGUAUGUGUUUGCUUCAGUCACAGUGGUUCUCAUCGCCGGGUCUCUCUUGGGGAGAAUGGAUUUCAGGGCUUGGAUGGUUUUUGUUCCAUUAUGGGUCACCUUUUCCUACACCGUCGGUGCAUUCAGUAUAUGGGGUGGUGGGUUUUUGUUCCAGUGGGGUGUGAUGGACUACUCUGGAGGAUAUGUGGUCCAUCUUGCAUCUGGAAUCUCCGGGUUCACUGCUGCUUAUUGGGUGGGACCGAGGUUAACGAAGGAUAGGGAGAGAUUUCCUCCAAAUAAUGUGGUCCAGAUGUUGGCGGGUGCUGGGCUUCUAUGGAUGGGGUGGGCCGGGUUCAAUGGUGGUGACCCGUUUUCGGUAAAUACAGAUUCAUCAAUGGCCGUGUUGAACACCAAUAUCUGUGCGGCCACAAGCUUAUUGGUGUGGACGGUUCUUGAUGUGGUAGUCUCCGAGUCAAAGAAACCGUCGGUGAUCGGUGCCGUUCAGGGUAUGAUCACGGGGCUUGUUUGUAUCACUCCUGGUGCAGGUCUGGUUCAUGGUUGGGCUGCUAUUGUUAUGGGAGUACUUUCCGGCAGUGUCCCUUGGUUUACAAUGAUGGUCAUCAACAACAGGUGGUCUUUGCUACAGAAGGUUGAUGAUACUCUUGGUGUACUCCACACUCAUGCUGUGGCCGGCACUCUGGGGGGCAUUCUUACCGGUGUCUUCGCCGAGCCCGUGCUGUGCUCCAUGUUCUUGCCAGUCACCAACAGUCUAGGCCUAAUAUAUGGAGUUCGUACUGGUGGAAUCCAAGUCGGGAAACAGAUCGUCGGGGCCCUUUUCAUUAUCGGUUGGAACUUGGUCGUCACUUCUAUCAUUUGCUUGGUGAUUAAGUUGGCAAUCCCGUUGCGGAUGACAGAUGAUGAACUAAGGAUUGGAGAUGAUGAAGUCCACGGGGAAGAAGCCUAUGUCUUGUAGGCGAUGGCGAGGCUCCAUGCCUCAUCUAUGGAACUCGGCUGGUGGUAUACAAGUGGCAGAAGCCAUAGCCAUAUUGCCAUGUGGGGUGAUGGCGAGAAAUAUGAUUCUUCUUUCUUCUUCUUCUUUUUUUUUUUUUUUCUGAAGAAAUAUGAUUCUACUAAGGCAUGGUUGGUGCCUUAGUGAUGAUACAGUGUUGGUUGUAUGUGUCCAUCAAAGUGGGCCCAUCAUGUUGACAAGGCACGAGUGUAAAAGUUUGAAUUAAAAAUUUAAACUCUCACCUCCCAGUUAAGGGUUUGUAAUCUUCAGCCACUUUUAAGUGGUUAUAUGUGCUUAGUCACGAUAAGGGAAGGAAAGAGUUAGUUUAG